This is a messenger RNA of Entelurus aequoreus (snake pipefish), 2366 nucleotides long. RefSeq names its product acetylserotonin O-methyltransferase 2 (gene asmt2). NCBI's taxonomy places the organism in Eukaryota, Metazoa, Chordata, Actinopteri, Syngnathiformes, Syngnathidae. Gene Ontology annotation, biological process: melatonin biosynthetic process; methylation. The record is from RefSeq and is a predicted model, not a curated record. The transcript is spliced from 7 exons. The coding region runs from base 649 to 1767 and encodes 372 amino acids. Gene Ontology annotation, molecular function: acetylserotonin O-methyltransferase activity.
GACUCACUGCUACGGAGCAUGCGCACAAACGCAACUACUUCAACCGAAUUUCCCAUCGAAAGCAACUGCCUCGUGUGCGAAUAAGUGGUGAUUUUAAAUGGUUUCUUUCGUUGUAUCUUCUAACCACACAGCGUGCAUAGUAAGCAAUUACAGCUAGAUCAAGUUUACAUUGUUUUAAAUUAACGAUCAGUACCAUGUAGCAAACAAUGGCGCUAUCCGUUGCUUUUUUUCCGAGAAAGCCAAAUUCGACAGAACACCACAAACUGUUGGCUGACACAAAAAACACUUAUGUCCAUAUUUCUUGUUUAAUGUAAGAUUUAUAGCGUGCAUGUGCGCGACAUUAUUUGGUUUUAAACGUGUCGACAAGGCAGACCUCUUCUACUUGCUUAAAGUGGGCUCGUUUUAACAGCCGGUGGAGCCACAGCGCAGCCGUCCCUCUUCUCUGGCCAUUUGUGGUACUGCACCCUGGCCGUGCCAAAGGGACAGUGGGCGCCUCUUGCCCCCGCCCACAACCCGCCGGCGAUUCUUCUUCCCCGCCCCGACGAACACGACCAGCUUCUACCGCCUCCAUGUUCCAGCAGUCUGCAGACUUUGGACUAUUUCGUGUGAUCUCUCGCCGCCAUUUUUUUGUCCGACCGACCUGCAGUGAUGGCUGAGCAUCUGUCCCAGAGCGAGCUGGACUACCCUUUUAAACUACUCGAGUACUUGAACGGCUAUCGGGUGUCAAAGGUGAUCUUUGCCGCCUGCGAGCUGGGUGUCUUCGAGCUCCUGAUGAGGUCCCCGGGGGCCAUGAGCGCUCUCCAGGUGGCAGAGGCCCUGGAUGCCAGCGCCGAUGGCAUGGAGAGGCUGCUGGACGCCUUGGCGGGCAUGGAGAUCCUGCAGGUGGAGACGGCGGACGGGACAGCACUUUACAACAGCACCGACGUGGCCAACACCUACUUGGCCAGGGGUGGCGCCAAGUCGCUCCAUGACAUGGUCGCCUACCAUUCGCAGACCAUCUACCCGCUGUGGAACAACAUGGCCGACGCCGUCAGGGAGGGCAAGAACCAGAACCAGAAGACCUUCGGCAUCCUGCCUGGAGAGGUGUUUGAGGCCAUCUACAGGUCGGAGGAGGAGAUGGUGAAGUUCAUGGGUCUGAUGAACUCCUCCUGGAAUUUGGACGGACAGGACGUCGUGACGGCGUUCAACCUCUCCUGCUUCCAGAAGAUAGUCGAUCUCGGAGGUAAGAGCGGCCACCAGAGGGCAGCAUCGACGCAUGUACAGCACUUUGGGAAUUUGUCUUAUUUUCUCCCAGGGUGCACCGGUGCGCUGGCGCGAGAGUUAGCGAGGGCGUAUCCCUCCUCCUCCGUCACGGUUUUUGAACUCCCGCGGGUGGUGGAGAUGGCCCGGAAACAUUUCCCUCAAGAGAACGACACCUUUGCCUUCCACAGCGGAGAUUUCUUCCACGGGGACGUUCCUCCCGCCGACUUGUACGUCCUGGCCCGAAUCCUUCACGACUGGUCCGAGGAGAAAUGUCUGACACUGCUCAAGAAGCUCUACCGUGCCUGCAAACCAGGCGGUGGAGUCCUGCUGGUGGAGGCCAUGUUGCUGGAGAACCGUCGCGGCCCCAUCAUGGCUCAGCUCUUCUCCCUCAACAUGCUGGUGCAAACGGAUGGCCGGGAGCACCCCCCCUCUCAGUACACCAAGAUUCUCAACCAGAGCGGCUUUGCCCAUGUGCAAGUGUGCCGCACGGGAAAGUCCUACGACGCCAUCUUGGCCUUCAGAUGAAAGCUAUCUAGGGACGCCUCCACAAGUAUAUUCUAUUAUUAUUUGCCAACAAUUAAUAGUAUUUAUAUUGUCCGGCAGCAUUAUUCCAGUGCACUUUUAUUGUGUUAAACAAUCUCUGAGCGUUCAUUUUUAAAUGUAAACCCACCACAAAAUAUGAAUAAUUAAUAUCAGUUGCUGUUUAGAAGUCUGUUGGUAUGAAGAACCUUACUCAUGGACACUAUUGUUCUGAUUGGUGAUCUGAUUUGUUUUUAAAGCUUAAUUACAUGAAGAAAACUUUAAUUACAGAUUAUUACAUAAACAUUACAAGCAAAAAAGCUAAUUUUUGUGUAUGCAGUGUGUAUUUUUGUCUACCUCUUGGCAUCCUGAUUAGUAUGGUAAGUGGACAAAAGGUGGCUUUUAAUGUAGAUUGACAAAGACUAAAAGUUACAUGAAAUAAAUAUAUAAUAGGUUAUGCUAUUGAUUGAUUGAUUGAAACUUUUAUUGGUAGAUUGCACAGUACAGUACAUAUUCCGUACAAUUGACCACUAAAUGGUAACACCCGAAUACGUUUUUCAACUUGUUUAAGUCGGGGUCCACGUUAAUCAAUUCAUGGUACAAAU